Aphanomyces astaci is the source of this 864-nucleotide messenger RNA. Its product is annotated as translation initiation factor IF-3. The transcript has a single exon. NCBI's taxonomy places the organism in Eukaryota, Oomycota, Saprolegniomycetes, Saprolegniales, Verrucalvaceae. Gene Ontology annotation, molecular function: translation initiation factor activity; ribosome binding. The record is from RefSeq and is a predicted model, not a curated record. Gene Ontology annotation, biological process: translational initiation; ribosome disassembly. Bases 47 to 718 code for a protein of 223 amino acids.
AAAUGUAGAAUAUUUAUAUUCUUAUUGAACGAUCCAUUUGUUCAGCAUGUGGGGUCGAGUGGUCCGAGUGGCUACCGCGCUGCGGCCAGCCCCGCGCUCUGCCUUGCUUCGUCCAUGUCCAUCCUUCCAAUUAACACCACUAUCAUGCUCCUUGGACACAUCCAUUCGGUUUAUGAGCCAGCAGCGCUCGAAGAAGGUCCCUCUGAACGAAGAAAUCCGCGCGCACAGCGUGACCGUCGUACUGGAGGACGGUACAGUGCGCGAGAACGUGGACAAGCGCACGGCCGUCCGGGAAGCCAAGUCUCUCGGGUUGGAUUUGGUUCAAGUGAGUCUUCAACCUUCGGAGAAACCGAACGGCCAGCCGCGUGUGGUGUGCAAGAUGUUCGACUUUCGCAAACGAAUGCACAGUGCGCCGCCCAAGAAGGCCCAAGCAGAGGAGCCGGAGCGAAAGAUGCGCGGCGACAAGGAUAUCCAUUACAAGGUGGACAUCGAGGCGCAUGACGAGGGCGUCAAGACGAGGCGUGUGGUGGGCUUCCUCGAGAAAGGCCAUCCCGUGAACCUCGUGAUCGAAUGGGGACAUCGCUCCGAGAAGCGCCCCAAGGGCAUGGCUUUGUACGACCGAUUGCUGGAGACCAUCGACGCCCCAUAUACGAUCGCCAAGUCCAAGACCACCAACAACGCUAUCCGCGCACGGCUGAAUCCACAGUUUAAGAAGUAGAAUGGACCAGUAACUCCAGAGUAAAGUCGUCACUCGGUUCCCGCAUCCAUCCCCCAUGACUUCCGAGCAUAUACGUACACGCUCCUACCCGUCGGCGGGCCUCUUCAUGGACGAAGCGCCUCCGUGCAGCCCGAUCUGACAUCAGC